This is a messenger RNA of Didymodactylos carnosus, 1392 nucleotides long. Lineage: Eukaryota; Metazoa; Rotifera; Eurotatoria; Philodinida; Philodinidae. The record is from the annotation of a GenBank genome assembly.
AUGUAUGAUGCUUCUCUUGCAGCAACAUCCGAACGAGAAAUUGUUGAAACAGACAGUGAUAAUAAAAAUGCAAAAUAUUCUCAUACCAAUUCCAAAGCUCGUUCAUGUCUUAAAAAAACUGCAAAAUUUUUAUUUUCUCAUCUUGGUUUAGUUGGUCUUGUGGCCGUCUACUCGGUUGCCGGUGGAUUUCUAUUUGAAUUACUAGAACAACAUCAAGAAAUGAAAAAUUGUCAACAAGCUCAAGGCGAUCAACAAACUUAUGUUAAUCAAUUAAAGCAAACUCUCGUUUCCUAUAUACAAUUUAAUACAACAUCAACUGGCACUGAUUUAACGAAAGAUAAUAUGACAACAGCAUAUCAAAAAAUUGGUUUAAUGUUAAUUGAUUUUCGAACAAAUGUGCUUAAUAUAACAUCAACAUACAGAUAUGAGGGGGAUGAUUGUAGUGAAGUGAAUAAAUGGACAUUUCCUGGUGCAUUAUUGUUUGCUAUAACAAUCAUAACAACAAUUGGAUAUGGAAAUAUAACCCCGGUGACAUGGGAAGGUCAAAUUUGUUGUCUUUGUUAUGCGACAAUAGGCAUUCCAAUAUUUUUACUAUGUGUAGCUAAUAUAAGCGGUGUACUUGGUGAAAUGUUUCGCUUUCUCUAUAGCAAAGUGAUCUGUCGACCAUGUCAUGCGAUUAAACGGAAACGUCAUCGUAUGAAAAUGAAAAACCAACAGGAUUUACAUCCAACACAUAUGACAGCUGGUUGGACAAUGGACGAUGAUUAUAAUAUAGAUACAAGUGGUAGUAAUAAAUUUCAACAGCAAUUUGAUGAUGAUGACUACGAGACAAAUAGUGGUAAAGAUCGUGUAACGGUGCCAUUGACAAUUACAAUGUUAAUUAUUGCCGGUUAUAUAUGGGCAGGAUCUGUGUUAUUUCAUAAAUUUGAAGAAUGGACAAUGAUUCAAUCUGGUUAUUUUUGUUUUAUAACACUUGCAACAAUUGGUUUUGGUGAUUUUGUGCCCGGUCAACGAAAAGAUGAUCCAAAUGCUGGUGCAAAAUUGAUUUUGGGUGCAAUUUAUGUUCUCUUUGGUAUGGCCAUAUUGGCAAUGUGUUUUGAUUUAAUGCAAGAAGAAAUUGUGGCUAAAUUUCGUUGGAUUGGUAAAAAAAUUGGCAUCAUUGAAGAUGAUCAUGAUUUUGAUGAACAAUCACAACAACAAGUUACGAUACAGGAUGAAAUCAAUGAGACAACAACUGAUACCUAUGAUGGCAGCAAUAAUACAAAAAAGCAAAAUAAAAUUUCGACUAGUCGUCGAACACCAUCACCACGAAUUAAUCAAGUUCAUCCAACACCACAAAAUUAUCAUGCAUCCGAUACGUUACACCAACGUUUUACAAAACAUGAUAAGUAA